UGUCUAUAAAGGGAGUCUUAUCUGCAAACCAAUCUCCAACACCGUUUCUGAAACAAUGUCUCUUCGUGGGAAGUUCGUGAGUGAACUAGAAUUAAACACAGCGGCUCACAAAUACUAUAAGGUUUUCAAGCAUCAAGUUUCUCAUAUUCCCAACAUCAGCCCUGGCAUCUUCAAAAAUAUUGAAGUUCAUGAAGGUGAUUGGGAUUCCCAUGGCCAUGGCUCCAUCAAAAUCUGGAACUACAAUAUCGAUGGCAAGGAUGAGGUCUUCAAAGAACGAGUGGAAUUUGAUGACGAGAAGCUGGCGGUAACCUUUGUUGGAUUAGAAGGAGAUGUGUUUGAGCAUUACAAAACCUUUAAGGCAACACAUCUAGUUGUGCCGAAGGGACUUGAACAUAGCUCGGUGGUUUUGACGUUGGAAUAUGAGAAACUUGGUGAUGACUCUCCAUAUCCGUAUAAGUACCUUGAUCUCAUGAAUAAUCUAGCUAAGGACAUUGAGUCUCACCUUUAGUAAAAGGUUUUUAUGUCUGGAUUCGAAAUCUAUGUUAUUGUCCCUCACAUUUUGAUGCAUGGUUGAUUAUGGUAUGCACGUGUUGUAUUUUCCUUUUAAAGUCAACUCUUGGUCGUGUUUGAGUUGUGUGCUUCUCUAUGCUUAUAAAAAUAAAUAAUGGUUAUCCUUUA
Messenger RNA from Cucurbita maxima (winter squash), 678 nucleotides. RefSeq names its product MLP-like protein 328. The transcript has 2 exons. The coding region runs from base 56 to 508 and encodes 150 amino acids. NCBI's taxonomy places the organism in Eukaryota, Viridiplantae, Streptophyta, Magnoliopsida, Cucurbitales, Cucurbitaceae. The record is from RefSeq and is a predicted model, not a curated record. Gene Ontology annotation, biological process: defense response.